ACUGGGGCUCCACACCAAGCUGAGAUUGCCAACUGGCCAAGAAAAAGAAGUGACGAUCCCAUCCAGGAUGCUGCUCGCCUGGCUGUGGCUGCUGGCCCUGGGGCUGCUGGUGGGGCAUGGGGAGGCCCAGAGCUGCACCCACGCAUACGGAGGCCCGAACUUGGCCAGAGGCCGGCCAACCUCGCAGUCCUCCACCUACACACACACGGAUGGAAUCACGGGGAUGUCCAGUUAUGCUGUGGAUGGAAACUGUGAUGGGCGAUGGAUCUCCCGGUCCUGCACCCAUACCAACCAUGAGCGCAACGCCUGGUGGUCAGUCGACCUGGGCAGAGACUACGCCAUCUCUGCCGUGGUGGUGAAAAACCGGGAGGACUGCUGUGGAGACAGGAUCCAGGGGGCCACGGUCCACGUGGGAGGCCAUGUGGGAGACUUUGGCAAAAGUAGCUUCAUCUGUGGGACCAUCACAGACCUCCAGAAAGGAUCCCUCACCACUGUGCUCUGCAACGCUGCCUGGGGGCGCUACGUCACCAUCGCCAUCAUCGGCCGUGAAACCAUCCUGUCUCUAGGUGAAGUGGAAGUCCACGGCACUAAAUAUCCACACGUCGCUUAAGUGAUCAUAUUCGGGUGCAUGGAAUGGAAUGACGUCUUUCUAGUCAACAUCUCGGAUGUUUCCACUCAGCUUUGGACUUCUGCCAGCCUGGUGGAGUGAUGAAGAGCGAGAAACUGUCAUCUGGAGCGCCAGGUUGUUUCCCCACUCCUCCAUGUGCAACUGCUGGUGUGACCUUGGGUCAGCCACAGUUCUUCUCUUAGAACUGUUCUCUUAUGUUUGUGAGCCGUGCUUCGGUGGGGAGGGUGGGAUAUAAAUAAAAUAAAAUAAACUGAAUUAUCAG
Messenger RNA from Heteronotia binoei (common prickly gecko), 890 nucleotides. Its product is annotated as fucolectin-like. Lineage: Eukaryota; Metazoa; Chordata; Lepidosauria; Squamata; Gekkonidae. The record is from RefSeq and is a predicted model, not a curated record. The transcript has 4 exons. Bases 68 to 610 code for a protein of 180 amino acids.